AUGGCUCCAAGCAGAGGUCUCGAUGGGUCGACUCCGACCCAAAACUUCGAGCUUCCUGAUGAAGAAACAUCAGACUCCGAAACCCCCACACUGGAGCAAGACCAAUUCAUCAGCUCCUCCGCGGCAUCAUCAAACAUGGCCGACGACGAUGACGCCCCACUCUCCAUCGAGCCAGCUGGUAGCUCUUCCGAAGCCACUGGCUCAGACUCUGAGCCAGAAGGCCCUCCGCUAUCAAAGAGCGCCAUAUUCCACCACUCCAGCUCGUCACUGCUGAUGUCCAACACCUUCGCGCCCCCAUUCUACAAUCGGCCACCCACGCCCUUGCCACCAUCUCCCUCAUUGACCUCCCUCCUCCGACCCUCCUUCUCCACGACUACUUCUCGCCAUUCUUCACCGGAAGUGUCCGACGUCGAGACGCCUGGGGACACAGAGUCGGCUGUGGUAAAAUCAGCGCGCAUAACGGACCUUCCGCGCGCGCACCCCAAGGUGCCGACAUACGAAUACUACGGCUUCCUCGUCUACAUCAUGUCUUUUUUUGUAUUCCUCCUCUACCUCGCCUGGUCCUACCUCCCCGAAGCGGUCCUCAAAGGAUACAUCAGAGUCUCCUACUACCCUGACAGAUGGUGGUCCCUCGCCAUCCCCGCCUUCCUCGUCAUGACGAUCAUAUACAUUUAUGUCGCGCUCGCAAGCUACAACACGGGAUACCUGACCUUGCCGAUGAACAGUAUCGGAAAUAUUGUGGAUGAGGCGGCGAGUAUUGCCGUGGUGGAUGGGAAGGGGAAAAUGCAGAAUAGGAGAGCGACUGGCAAGAGAACACAUAUCACGCUGAGCUCACCGGAUGAGAUGGAUUGGAAGAGCAUCUGGAAUGAGGGGACGGAUGCUGUUAUGGAUGUGCCUGUUGGUGGGGUGUGUGAGAUAUUGUAUGGCUCUCGCGAGUCCUGGAAACUCGAGAUCGUCUCAAUUCUCGCUGUACUCGGCGAAAGCAACAUCAAGAUCCAUGCACAAACAAUCACAGCAUCCAAAGUAUGCCUGCUCCCUCGCCUACUUCCUGCUCCACAAGCCUUGCUUCGAGAACGGAGACCGAAGACAUUGCCAUACAUUGAAGACGUCAAGGUCUUUGGCACAAGGUCUGGGGGAAAGCGAGAAGGUCUGAACUUUGCGGCAAACCUCAUCCAUAAUAUCGAGCGUUGUCCGGCAUACUGCGUGCAGGAGGUGCGUAUUUCAGACGGAAAGGUGGAUCAUCCAAUCACGUACCUCACACUUGCGCCUCUAAAUGUCCUUGCCAUGAUCAGCUGCUUGUUGUCCAUCGGUUUGAUCAUCUGGUCUAUCAUCAUUCACGAUGGGGUAGCACUCAUUGCCUUGCUCUUGGCUUGCUUUGCCACUUCUGCCCUAGGAUACGCAUCUUUAUGGUCAUUGAGUGACAACGGAAGACGUGCCCGUCGUCGGGCAGCCGAGGAUAAAAUCGUGAUCCAGAUCCGAGCUGGAUCUUUCAUUGUGGUCUCAUGCCCCGAACACAUCGGUCGCCGCCUCUAUUUCGCGGCUGAAAUCGCCAACUAUGAGCUGGGAAGCCGAUCAUCUCAAGCCUUUGGUGGGGCUGCCGGCGGGCUCAUGAUUAUGGCGGCUGUUGUCCUUUUCGCAAACUGCAGUUGGACUAUGCAAGCGGCCAUCGGCUUCUGCUAUGCCGUUUUGAAUGUUGCAUACUGGCUCAUGACUGCCGUGCCGGACGUCCUCGCUUGGGACAUGAGUGCUUUCACGGUUUCGAUAGUGUCGUCUAUACAGGCGGCAACCUAUACUGAUGCAUUGUGGAGGGCCAUGUAUCUCGCAGGCUCAACGACAUGGGUACGUGACGGCCUGCUCCCCAGCGCCGAGGCAUGGAAGUUAUGGAUCGAUGAAGCUGAGGAUAAUCUUGAGAAUGAGGACUGGGACGCUCAGGAAGCUCUACAUCAAGUCAUGGAGAAGAAGUCGGUGUGA
Molecule: messenger RNA, 1971 nt
Organism: Bacidia gigantensis
Lineage: Eukaryota; Fungi; Ascomycota; Lecanoromycetes; Lecanorales; Ramalinaceae
Exons: 3
Coding region: 1-1971 (656 amino acids)
Source: RefSeq, a predicted model, not a curated record